Molecule: messenger RNA, 1864 nt
Organism: Mercurialis annua (annual mercury)
Lineage: Eukaryota; Viridiplantae; Streptophyta; Magnoliopsida; Malpighiales; Euphorbiaceae
Product: NO-associated protein 1, chloroplastic/mitochondrial
Exons: 13
Coding region: 24-1721 (565 amino acids)
Molecular function (GO): GTPase activity; GTP binding
Source: RefSeq, a predicted model, not a curated record
AACCUUGUCUAUCUAUCCACAAAAUGGCACCCAAAACCCUCACUUCAUUUCUCUCGCCCAUCUCAUUUCCUCACAAUCUUACUCAUGUCACCACCAAGUUCCUCAAACUCAACUCAAAACCCAUUCCCAUCUCUUGCAAAUCCGCCCAAUCACAGCAAAAAACAGUCUCCGAAGCCCAAUUAACACCCGAACCUAGUGGUACCGGCGCGGCUGUUCAAACCCCUGGCGAUAAAUUUCUUGAGCGGCAACGGGAAUUUGAGGCUGCUAAGCUUGUAAUGAAGGAAGCUAAGAAGAACCGGAGAGAGAAAGUCAAACAAAAAGCUUUGAAGGUGAGCUCUUCGGUGGUAAGCUGUUAUGGAUGUGGAGCUCCAUUGCAGACUUCGGAUCAGGAAGCUCCGGGUUUUGUUGACCCGGAUACUUAUGAAUUGAAGAAGAGACAUCACCAACUUAGAACUGUUCUUUGCGGAAGAUGCAAGCUUUUAUCUCAUGGCCAUAUGAUAACUGCUGUUGGUGGAAAUGGAGGGUAUGCCGGCGGGAAGCAGUUUGUUACGGCUGAUGAGCUUCGAGAAAAGCUAUCUCAUCUGCGUCAUGAGAAAGCUUUGGUUGUCAAAUUAGUUGAUAUUGUAGACUUCAAUGGCAGCUUUUUAGCCCAUGUCCGUGAUCUUGCUGGUGCAAACCCAAUCAUAUUAGUUGUGACUAAGAUUGAUCUCCUUCCGAAAGAGACAGACUUUAAUUGUGUUGGUGAUUGGGUUGUAGAGGCAACUACAAAGAAGAAACUUAAUGUUAUGAGUGUUCAUCUUACAAGCUCAAAGUCAUUGGUUGGAAUUUCCGGAGUUAUCGCAGAAAUUCAAAAGGAGAAAAAGGGUCGGGACGUCUACAUUCUGGGCUCAGCGAAUGUUGGGAAAUCUGCCUUCAUCAAUGCUUUACUAAAGAUGAUGGCGGAACGGGAUCCAGCUGCUGCAGCUGCUCGAAAAUAUAGGCCUAUACAAUCUGCUGUUCCCGGAACUACCUUAGGUCCUAUUCAAAUUAAUGCAUUCCUUGGAGGAGCGAAAUUAUUUGACACACCUGGAGUUCAUCUUCAUCACAGGCAAGCUGCAGUAGUUCAUUCAGAAGACUUGCCUAUUCUUGCUCCCCGGAGUCGUUUAAGGGGUCAAACUUUCCCGAAUGCUAAGGUGGCCUCGGAAAAUGGGCUAGCAGACAAAUUUGAAUCCAGUGGCUUGAAUGGCUUUUCGAUAUUUUGGGGAGGUCUCGUUCGAGUCGAUGUCUUGAAGGUUCUCCCAGAAACAAGCUUAACAUUGUAUGGCCCCAAGGCUCUGAAGAUUCAUAUAGUACCUACUAAUGAAGCAGAUGAAUUUUACCAGAAAGAGCUUGGAAAUUUAUUGGCACCUCCAUCUGGGAAAGAGGGAGCAAAAGAUUGGAAAGGACUUGGACUCGUACGUCAAUUGCAAAUAAAAUUCGAAGAUGCAGAAAGACCUGCAAGUGAUGUGGCUAUAUCCGGUCUUGGAUGGAUUGCUGUUGAACCUGUGAGCAAAUCACGUAGAAAGCCUGAUUUAAAUGUAGACAACAUUGUCAAAGAACUGCAUUUGGCUGUCCAUGUCCUAAAUCCAGUCGAGGUUUUUGUUCGGCCUCCGCUGCCAGUUGGCAAAGCUGGAUCAGAACGGUAUCAGUAUCGAGAGCUGACGGAGAAAGAAGAGGAAUUAAGACCCAAAUGGCAUUUCUAGCUCCAGCCGUUCUUCUGUUCAGAAAUAAGUUGAACUUCUGUACAUAAACAUUGUGUAAAACUUAAAAUUUUAAAGAUGUCCAUGUAUAACUUUUGCAAAUUUUGCCAUUGAUUUCCUAAACGUUUCGACAAAAUUUACUUUCA